GGGUAACGGUGGUGGAGCGUAUCAGAGACAUUAACUGUUGAGGAAGGUGUGCGGCUUCAACAAGGGAAUAGACAGCGAUGGCGAGUCAGAGACCACCCUCUGGCAGACCGAUGAGCCGUGGGGCGCUGGUACCAGGAGGAGGAAGACCCCCGACGGCAAUCAGACCGCCGCAGACGGCCAUCAGAGUCGGAACAGGGAUGGUGCCAGGGACCGGUCGGCCAGGGACCAGGGGAGGACCCAUGGCCACUCCAGGGGUCCUGUCUGCACAGAUCAAAGUGGCGGACCGGCCUGUCACUCAGCAGGGCCUGAGUGGGAUGAAGACUGGCAUGAAAGGACCUCAGAGGCAAAUCCUGGAUAAAUCUUAUUACCUUGGCAUACUCAGGAGUAAAAUCAAUGAACUUACUGCGGAGUCAAGUAAAUUGCAAAAGGAAAUCGAAACCUUCAACCAGGAGAACUCUGUCUACCUGUCCUAUGAGAAGAUAGCGGAAGGACUUGCUGGUGAAAUCAAAGACCUACAGGGACAACUGGCAGAUUACAACAUGCUCGUGGACAAACUAAACACUAACACUGAGAUGGAAGAAGUAAUGAAUGACUUCAAUAUGCUGAAAGCACAGAAUGACAGGGAAGCCCAGAGCAUGGAUGUCAUCUUUACAGAGAGACGAGAGAAGGAGGAGAUGAUCCGAGUGGUGGAGGAGGAAAUUGAACGAGAGAAGCAGGCCGCGGAAAACAUCGUGAAGAAGAUGGCCCCUGAGAAACAGGCCAAGUACGCUGAGAUGAAGACCAGCAAUGAGGAGCUCCUGCAGGAGCUGGACGCCCGUCAGCAGGAGCUUGACGCGCUCAUCUCACGGAAGGAGACUUUGGAAGCCGAAAUGGCCCACUCGCAGGUGAAGCAGGAGGCGGUGCUGCUGCACGAGAAACUGCAGGAGCUGGAGCUGCGGAGGGAGGCCAUGGUGGCCGAGGACAAGAGCCUGGGCUCGCCUCAGGAGGAGAGGGAACGCCUGCUCAAACAGGUUAAAGAAGAUAAUCAGGAGAUAGCAAGCAUGGAAAGACAGUUGACCGAAAUCAGAGAGAAACUGAGCCAGAUCAACGACGAAAUGCGGCAGCUGGACAAUGACAUGGAGGAGCACCAAGGGGAACGAAACCAGAAGUACAAAGAGCUUAAGAAGAGAGAGGAGAAUAUGGACAAUUUUCUGGAGGCGUUCGAAGACACCAAAGCUCAGGAGCUGGAGCGCAGUCGUCAGACACAGGCCAGCAUUGUGGCAUUGCUGGAACACUGCAGCAGGAACAUGAACCGCAUGAAGCAGAUCUCUUCAGUAACAGCCAAUGAGCUGAAGUCCAUGCAGGAGGACCUCAGCUUCAAGGAGACAGAAAUGCACAAGUCACAAAACACAGCCAAAGGCCUGUCUGCAGAGAGCCAGCGCCUUCAGCAGGACCUGCAGAAGGUGGAGCAGCUGGAGACCAAGAUCAACACGGAGCUCAGCAGCCUGAAGGAGAAGAUCCAGCAGAUGAACGAGGGCCUGGAGACCUACAGCAACCUUGACGCACUCAAGGCCGCUGGCGAGGAAAAGAAGAAGAGACUGCAGGAGGAUAGAGUGUCCCUCAUACAGAGGAGAGACACCUUUCGAAAGGUGAUGCAGAAGAUGAACGACGAGUAUGAAGCACUGAAGACCCAGCUGCAAGAGAACGAGACCCACGCACAGCUAACCAACUUGGAAAGGAAGUGGCAACAUCAUGAGCAAAACAACUUUGUCAUGAAGGAGUUCAUUGCCUCGAAGGGAAUGGAGAGUGACUACCGUCCUGUGGUGAAGAGCGUAACCAAACAACUGGCAGAAUACAAUAAGAUCCUCAUAGAUGCCCUUCAGGGCAACAGAAACUGAGGGACCACUUCCUUCCUCUGGUCUGCCAUGGCCUUCUCCCAGGGGUCUGACCCUGGUCUGUUUCC
Messenger RNA from Megalops cyprinoides (Indo-Pacific tarpon), 1942 nucleotides. It is a transcript of the gene ift74, whose product is annotated as intraflagellar transport 74. The transcript is spliced from 20 exons. The coding region runs from base 78 to 1877 and encodes 599 amino acids. Gene Ontology annotation, biological process: cilium assembly; intraciliary transport involved in cilium assembly. The record is from RefSeq and is a predicted model, not a curated record. Gene Ontology annotation, molecular function: beta-tubulin binding. Gene Ontology annotation, cellular component: centrosome; cilium; intraciliary transport particle B. NCBI's taxonomy places the organism in Eukaryota, Metazoa, Chordata, Actinopteri, Elopiformes, Megalopidae.